This is a messenger RNA of Triplophysa rosa, 3166 nucleotides long. It is a transcript of the gene rnf214, whose product is annotated as ring finger protein 214. The record is from RefSeq and is a predicted model, not a curated record. NCBI's taxonomy places the organism in Eukaryota, Metazoa, Chordata, Actinopteri, Cypriniformes, Nemacheilidae. Gene Ontology annotation, molecular function: ubiquitin-protein transferase activity; zinc ion binding. The coding region runs from base 410 to 2338 and encodes 642 amino acids. The transcript has 16 exons.
GAAUUGGGUAUGUGAAUGAUCUUUAAACUAAAUCUACACUGUAAAAGUGCAUUGUGUGCGGUGUGAGGGCGGGGCCAUGGGCCAUAGAUGUGAACGUCUUAUGUUGUCAUUUUGUUACUGUGGUUCCGUUGCUGCUGGUGUAUGUCGCUAGCCAUAGCAUGGUACAUUAAUUGUGGCAUUUAAAAUAGAUAAAUAUUGAUCAAAUUUAACCAAAUAUUAAUCAAAUAUUUUGGGCGGUUUUGUGUGCGUUUGGGCGGGUUUUGGACCGUUUUUGGGCUGGAAACCUUCAACUCUAUCUGGCAACACUGACAGUGUGGACAACUGAUUCUGUGCUAAUGUUACGAGCGCACGUGAACCGAGGACUUAAAAUAUAUGGAGCAAUCUGGCAAAGCCCUUUUGAUUUGUGUCAAUGGAAAGUGAGUGGAGUUUCGCGUUAGAUGAUGAAGACCUAGUUCAUUGUCCCGAUUCUGUCGUGAUUCCCCCUGAUCCCUCCCCAUGGAUCAGCUCAUCCACCGGCAUCUGGUCCACUGAGAACAGCUUACCAGCAGUAUUAAAUGAAUAUGCUGAAGACCCACACAACACAUUUCCACUCGGCAAAGAAACCCACAGCCAAACCGCACAGACAGAGAACAGCACAGAGGAAAGAUCUACAAACACAAACGAGGAUUGGAAAUCAGACAUGCGUUCUAUAGACGACUGCAGAAUGAAGUUGACCCAAGAGUAUGAGGCUCUUUUGAAGCAGCAUGCAGCAGAAAAGGAUGAACACAAUCUCUGUGUCAGCAAUCUACAGAAGACCAUACAAGAAACGGGUCAUCGAUACAAGGGUUUUAUACAAAAAAUUGAGUCCUUGCAAACGAAACUGGAGCUGAAUAGCAGCAAGACCACACGGAAAAACUUCAUGAUAAAACGGCAAGAGCUUACUGCUGAAAAAGAAGGAAAGGAAAAGGAGAAAACAAGACUGGCUCAGGAGCUGGAGGACACAGACAAAAAAAUAAAGAUGCUAAAAGAGGAGCAGAGUCAAGAGAAACUGACUUGGGAGAAGGAAAUAGCUGAUUUAAGGGUGGAAAUGGAGACGCUUUGCAGGCAGGCAGAGCAAGCCAAUCAGACAGCACUAAGCGAUGAGAUGGCUGCACUUGAGAUGCAAAAGGAGCUUGCCGUUUCUGAGGUGGAGGACUGGAUUGCAGACACAGAAAGAUAUCUUAAUUAUCUUAGAUUAAAUCCUUCCCAGCAGAAUUUGCACCAACGACAGAAAUGGGAGCAGAAUUUGGUGAUGGUCCGCAACAAUCCGACAGUAUUAAAGAAUAAGUUUAAUGAUCACCGUCAGCUCCUGCAGAGAGGUGAACAGUUGGAGAAUUUGCCACAAAUCCCUCUCCCCUCACUUCCACCAGUGCCUAUAUUCGAGCUAAUAAUAACUUCACUUCAGAAUCCUGUAUCCCAUCCAGUUUUCAGCACUGGUCCACCCACUAGCACACCUUCUUUCAUUCAUCCCCAGAUUCACCCCUCUGCCACACCACCCCAAGUGGCCACACCCCCACUUUCUGCUCCAUCUCAAAACACACUUUAUCCACCUGCCGUCUCUGCUAUGGGUCCACCAUCCCAAAUAUUCAUACCAACCAGCUCUCUGCCUCAACCACUACAUCUUUCACAUGUCACACCUGUACCGCCACAGAUGCACCCUGGCAUUCCAGGUGUCUCUCUUGCACCUCCUGUUGCCUCAGCAGCAACCUAUGUGGGAUUACCAAAUAAUCCUAGAGCCGCUUUUUAUCCCCAAGCAACAGUGCGCCCUCCCCAAACAUUAGUGCAGACCACUACACGAAACUCUUCCCCUCAACCCCUUCCGUCAAACCCUUCACCGGCAGGCAAACUAGACAAGGUGCUUGAGAAAUUGGGCUCACAUUUCCCACAAAGCACAAGAGAUCAGUUAACAAGGGUUCUACAGCAAAUCAAGAGUGAGCGUGGAACUAUGGCUGGUCUGUCGAUGGAUCACAUUAUUUCUCAAGUUGCACAGAAACUCGCACAGAACCAGAGACCUCCACCGGGGCCUAUAGCGCCUCCGUCUGGAGCUAGGCCUUUUCCUGGUUCAGUUGGUCCGAUCCAGCAUCCACCAGCUCAACUGCUGCAUCCCAUGAGGCCUCAUUUCCGUGCCCCUGUCGCUCAAGUCUUUCACACAAGACCCCCACAGCCCUCUGCCCGGAAAUUUUGUUUGAUAUGCCAGAACUCAGUGGAUGCUGGAAACCAAUAUAGCACAAACUGCUCUCAUACAAUGCACAAAGAUUGUGUCAGUGUUUGGCUCAAGACCAGCAAGAACAAUUCUUGUCCCUUCUGUCCCUCCAAAUGAGUACCGAGAAUACACAUUCAUACUUACAAUGCAAUUAAUUUGAAGUUAGAAGUUGAAAUAAUUAUAAUAGUUAUUCAGACGAACAGUUAUUCAGUGAGCCAAGCUUUUGUAUUUCCAUGGUACAGUAGGUAUCAGUUUAAUGAUCGAAAUCCUUUCAAUAUGAAUUGUACUUAUCUUCAAUAUUUAUUGACUGUAGUUGCAAAGGUUUUCAGUACAUUACGUAUGUUCUGUGAAGGCCAUGUAACAUGUUUGCAAACUUUUUAUAUCACAUGAAACUGUAUGACUACGUGUUUCUGUGGUUUAUUUUGUAUUUUUUGAGAAUAAACAUGUACAUUCAUGUAAAUUUAAAGGGACAGUUCACCCAAAAAUAAAAAUUGUGAUCAUUUACUCACCCUCAAGUUGUUCCAAGUCUGUGUAAAUUUGAAUGGAAGAAUGCUGGUAACCAAAUAUGACUACCAUAGUAGGAAAAAUUACAAUGGUAGUCAAAAGUGCCCCAGAACUGUUUUCUGUUGUGCUUUCAUACAUUCUUCAAAAUAUUUUGUGUUCAACAGAACAAAGAAAUGUAUAAAGCAAAUUUUACUACUAUGGCAGUCAAUGUUGGCCAAGAACUGUUUGGUUUAAAGAAAUGUGUAGAGAUUUGGAACACCUUCAUGGUGAGUUGAUGAUAUCAUUUAUAUUUGUGGGUGAACUGUCCCUUUAAAUGGCUUUGUUGAGAUUUUUAUACUUUUAAGAAAAUAUAAAUGUAUCUUUGUGCUAAUUAAAAUAACAAACUGUAGCUCUUUGUAAAAUGCAAAAUUAAAAAGAUUUAUAAUUUUGAACUACUGUAAA